This is a messenger RNA of Brienomyrus brachyistius, 3293 nucleotides long. Its product is annotated as sialin. Gene Ontology annotation, molecular function: transmembrane transporter activity. Gene Ontology annotation, biological process: transmembrane transport; monoatomic anion transport. The transcript is spliced from 11 exons. The record is from RefSeq and is a predicted model, not a curated record. The coding region runs from base 326 to 1858 and encodes 510 amino acids. Lineage: Eukaryota; Metazoa; Chordata; Actinopteri; Osteoglossiformes; Mormyridae.
GCUUUUCUGGGGGAAACUCCGAGUGGCAGCAACAGCAUCUGGCAGCGCCGCCGACUUCCUGCUGCCAGACCAGGGCGGUCAUGUGACACGACAAAGUUCGGUGUGCGAACUUCUCCGGACUCUCCGCCUUGCCAGCUGCCGGGGAUGCGGUGACACUCUGGACCGAAAGUUAGUUGGACCCAGUUCGUCCGGCUCCACUGGAGUCUAUUAGCCAUCUAGCUAUUAUUAGGGCACCUUGUCAGGAUGGGGCAGUGAUCUCACGGAAUACAACCUUGUUAUGCUGUCACCUGACCACCAGGAAGGCCAGUCUGGGUGACUGGUUACCAUGGCGCGGCUCCUGGGUUCCACUAACCCUGUCCUCAAUGAGAGGAGUGAUGAAAUCACACCACUUUUGGGGAAACAAGAGGACGAAGCAGCGCCCCCACAGUGCUGCUCUGUGCGCUGCACCCUGGCCACCCUGAUGUUCUUCGGAUUCGCCGUCGUCUAUGGGCUACGUGUCAAUCUUAGCGUCGCCAUGGUUGCCAUGGUCAACGGGACCAACUCCCAGCCAUCCAGCAACAGCUCCCAAGCACAGGAGUGUCCAACUUCUGGUCCCAGUUUGAAUGGCAGCAGUAGCUCCGAGCAGGCGGGAGGGGCCCCGCAGUAUCCCUGGGAUUCAACCACACAGGGCUAUCUCCUGGGGGCCUUCUUCUUUGGCUACUUGGUGACUCAGAUCCCGGGGGGGUAUCUAGCCGGGCAUCUGGGUGGACGGAUCUUCCUGGGCGGAGGGGUGCUGGGCACAGCGGGCCUCACCCUCCUCACUCCGCUGGCGGCUGGACUGGGGGUCCCGUGGCUGUUUGCCCUGCGUGCCCUCGAGGGCUUUGGCGAGGGUGUGACAUUUCCAGCAAUGAUGGCCAUGUGGGCCCGCUGGGCUCCGCCUUUGGAGAGGUCGAGCCUCAUCAGCUUCUCGGGAGCGGGGGCCAGCUGUGGGGCCUUUUUGGCGCUGCCCCUCACCGGCUUCAUCUGCCACAACCUCGGCUGGCCAGCCGUCUUCUACUGCUGUGGGGGCGGUGGCUGUCUAUGGGCAGUGUUCUGGUUUUGUCUUGUGACUGAUGAGCCUCAGUCUCAUCCACGAAUCAGCAAGCGAGAGAGAGAUUACAUCAUCAACUCCAUUGGGUCACAGGGAAGUGCCCAUGGCUGGAUGGUGCCAGUCCUGCCCAUGCUGCUCUCUGUGCCCCUGUGGGCAAUCAUCAUCUCCCAGAUGUGUGGCAACUGGAGCUACUAUACCCUGCUGACCUCGUUGCCCAUCUACAUGGACAAUGUGCUUCACUUUAACCUCCAGCAGAACAGCUUCCUGUCGGCCUUACCCUACCUGGGUGGUGGGCUGUUUUCGAUGCUGUCUGGUGUCAUGGCAGACAAGCUGCUGGAGAGAAAACUCCUAAGCAUCACGGCAGUCCGAAAGAUCUUCACCCUCACAGGCCUCCUCUUGCCGGCUGCCUUCCUGGCUGCCAUGGGCUUUGUGGGAUGCAGCCAGUCGCUGGCCGUCAUCUUCCUCACAGUCUCCUCCACCAUCGGAGGCAUCAGCGCUGCUGGAGUCUUCAUUAACCAGAUUGACAUUGCGCCUCGGUAUGCAGGCAUGUUGCUGGGAAUCACCAACACGUUCGGGACCAUCCCUGGGGUGGUCGCGCCCAUCGCUGUGGGUUACUUCACCAAAGAUUCACAGCACCUCCUACUGGGCUGGAGGAACGUCUUCCUUGUGUCAGCCGGAGUGAGCGCUGCAGGUGCCCUCAUCUUUACCAUUUUUGGCAGCGGGAAGGUCCAGCGCUGGGCACUCAGUGACGAUGACGAUGGGGCUGAGGGCAGCGGGAGGGCAGGGUGACGCGUGUUAAUCUGUAACUCCCAAGCCAAACCACCAGGCACUUCCUGUUACACUGUCUUAGAACAAUGGUGCUAUAAACAUCCUGACCAUGGUAAUUGAUUGAGGAAGAAAAAAACCAAAGCUGUACAGCCAGAUACGUCUGAAGUUCCUACAAAUACCAUUGAAGAUUUUAACAUUGUUUGAUUUCUCAUGAUUCAUAGGAAAUUAAAACUUAUAAUAGUUAUAUUAAUAAUGGGCUCCCCCACUGGUACUUCCCACUUUGUCAAAGUGGGUUCCAAUCCUAGUUAUUUCACAUUGGCUGCGUGUGGCCUGCAGUCUUUCAGCUAUCACAGCCCAGCCAAUCCCGCUCAAUGCUAUCCUGUAAAUGCCUCGCAACUUCAUUUGCUUCACCCAGUUUUGAUUUCUUGGCGAAAUUCUCAUCAGAAUCAUGUUUACAUUUCGGAUCAAAUAUUCAAAGAUAAUUUCACAUUUACGAUAUACGUCUAGAAUUUUCUUCCUGUGAUGUUUACAAUAAUUUUUAAACACUUUCAGAAUGUCUUUUGCUGCAGAAAUAGAAAAUAUGAACAGAUAUUUCAUUAUGCAGUCUUAUUGUAGGGGUAUAUGGCAGAUUCAUAGCUGAUGUUCAAAAUUGCAAUGUCCAUCAUUCCAGUGAUUACUCAGGGAUUUGAUAGCUGUUAAGCCAUUUCCCAUCUAUCUGAUAUAUGAUGCUUUAUGUUACGGAAGGGAAUCAAAUGCACUUUUUAUGUUGCCUCCACAUGUAACCUCACUUACAUAACGCUUAAUGGCAUCUGCCGGUGUGUUACAUCUAACACACACAUUCAGCCAUUGUUGGGAAACAUGAAUCUAACUACACAUGUGCUGUUCUUUGCCCUGAUUGAACUGGGUAGCUGGUGGGUAAUGAACUGAGUUUAUUAACAGCAGUUCAGACCCCAAAUGUAAACAAGUGAGGGCACUGCCACUCUGCACCUGAAUAAAAGAAUCCAUCUAUUCUAAGACCCACUUAUCCUGGUCAGGAUGGCUUGUGACCUACACCAAAUUGUACCAAUAAUAAUAGCUUAUGUUUUUUGUGAAGGAUGUCUUUGUUAUUUCAUAUAAAAUAACAAAGGGAUGAAAUGUUAUACAUAUGUACUAGUGGCCAAUGCAAAAGCCAAUUCUUGUGAUCCGCGAGUGUAUUAUUUUGUCAUCAGAAAAAUUGCACUUUAAAAUGAAACAAUUAUCACCCAUUGAGGGAAAAACAUUUUCUAUCUAUAUUUUUUAUUACAUUCAGUUAUCUAUGUCAAUAUUUUUUCGUUUGGUAGUUAAGGACUGCUGUUCAUUUACAUUGGGAAUGUUUAGAUAUUCUGUGUGUCAUAGGUAACAACAGUUAUUGUGUUAUUAAAUCUUUGUUUAAAUGUGUGUAUUUAUUGAGAAAUAAACGACAUAAUUAUUAAGUCGA